CUGGGGAAGGAGCUGGACUUUACUUCUCCGGUUAACCUGGCUCUGAGCCUGAGCUCUGAGCUGUGUGUAGCUUCUGGUGGGCUGACCUCUGCCUGCCACCCCCCAUAUCUGCCUCCAGGCUUCUGGCCUGCGGUCGGUCCCAGGAGCCAUGGACCCCAGAGAAUUCUGCAGAAAGAGCGCCAAGGUCUGGCUGUGCUCGAUCCUGCUUUGUGCUGUACUUCUGGGCUUCUAUAGCCAGGUUACACACAGAGUGGUUCUGCGGCAGAUGCAGCUGGGGAAAAAGGAGUCCAGUGAAGGUGACUGUCACCUGGACACCUGCAGGAUACCUGAAGUACCCAGGUUGCUUUACCCCAAGGCCCAGCUCCUCAAGCCCACGAGAGUGGAUGUGCUGGUCAUGACUCCCUGGUUUGCACCCAUCAUCUGGGAUGGAACCUUUGACUCUGCCAUCUUGGAUGCGCAGUUCAGAAACAUCACCAUUGGGCUGACCGUGUUUGCCAUCAAAAAAUACGUGGUCUUCCUGAAGCUCUUCCUGGAGACGGCCGAGAAGCACUUCAUGGUGGGACACAAGGUCAACUACUAUGUCUUCACUGACCAGCCGGCGGCUGUGCCCCAGAUCCCCCUCCAGGAAGGGAGGCAGGUGGUGGUCCUCGAGGUCCGAAACUACAAACGCUGGCAGGACAUAUCCAUGCACCGGAUGGAGAUGAUCAGCAACUUCUCCCAGCAGCGCUUCCUCCGCGAGGUCCAUUACCUGGUGUGCUUGGACGUGGACAUGAAGUUCAGCGACCACGUGGGCGUGGAGAUCCUGGCACCUCUCUUCGGGACCCUCCAUCCUGGUUUCUACGCAGGUGAUCGCCAGUCCUUCACCUAUGAACGCCGACCCUUGUCUCAGGCCUACAUUCCAAGAGAUGAGGGUGAUUUUUACUAUGCGGGAGGCUUUUUUGGGGGGUCGGUCCCUGAGGUUUACCGGCUCACCGUGGCCUGUCAUCAGGCGAUGAUGGCCGACCAGGCCAACGGCAUCGAGGCUGUGUGGCACGAUGAGAGCCACCUGAACAGGUACCUGCUGUACCACAAGCCCAGCAAGGUGCUGUCCCCCGAGUACCUGUGGGACGAGCAGAUGCUGCAGAGACCACCUUUACUCAGGAAACUUCGAUACGUGGCUGUGCCCAAGAACCACGCAGAGAUUCGGAACCGAUGAGAACACACUUCCCAAGAGCCCACGUUACCAGGCUGUAGCGCAUGUCAGUGGUUCUGCUGUCUUGAUAAGGGAUUGGCCAAAGAUUUGAUGACGUGGAUGAGGCCGUCUCUUUGUUUCCUCCUCUGGAGGGUCUCCCAUCACUCAUCAAACAAACCCAGCUCCGGGUUUUCAUUCCCUCCUAAUCCUGCAUUCUCUUUAAAUGUGACUGAGCCUUCAAGGUCUCUACAAGGUCACCUGUUAGGAAGCUGUCUUUGGUUCUCUCUUCUUCCUGCGGUUGAAGUGAAUUGCUCUUCCCUCUGCAUUUCCAUAAAGUACUAAGUGUAUUCUUUGGCUA
Messenger RNA from Aethalodelphis obliquidens (Pacific white-sided dolphin), 1529 nucleotides. Its product is annotated as histo-blood group ABO system transferase 1. The transcript is spliced from 7 exons. Gene Ontology annotation, biological process: carbohydrate metabolic process. Gene Ontology annotation, cellular component: vesicle; Golgi apparatus; membrane. Lineage: Eukaryota; Metazoa; Chordata; Mammalia; Artiodactyla; Delphinidae. The record is from RefSeq and is a predicted model, not a curated record. Gene Ontology annotation, molecular function: hexosyltransferase activity. Bases 149 to 1195 code for a protein of 348 amino acids.